Messenger RNA from Aedes albopictus (Asian tiger mosquito), 2730 nucleotides. RefSeq lists its product as uncharacterized. The transcript has 4 exons. The record is from RefSeq and is a predicted model, not a curated record. NCBI's taxonomy places the organism in Eukaryota, Metazoa, Arthropoda, Insecta, Diptera, Culicidae. Bases 1 to 2730 code for a protein of 909 amino acids.
AUGAAAAUAGUUGAGGGUCGAGGUUUCGACAAAUUUGGCAGUAGAACACUGAAUUGCCUACAUGAUGAGGCGACGGAACGGACCAGCAAACGUAGCCGGAAGACCGGCAGGACGACAAGCAGCAUCUUGGCACAACGGACAGAGUUGGCCCUGCAACUACUUGAGGAGGAAAAGGCGCUGAUCAAGAGGAAUCGUGAACGAGAGGACGAGUUCCUCAAAAAGGAAGCGGAAAAGCAGAGGAAGAGAGGGGAGGAAGAUGCCAAGCUGCUGAAGCAGAAACAUGACCUGUUGAAGUCGUUGGAGGACGGAAAUGGGAGUAUCAGAAGCGGAAUCAGCAGCAAUGCAAGUCGAAGGCGUGUACAGGAAUGGCUCGGAGCUAAUAGUGGCGGAUUGGUACCGGUCACUGGCCAGCAACAGAAGUCUAGACCUACAGCCCAACUAUCCGCUAUUCCAUCAGAGACGUCAGCACUUCCCAUGAUGCCACUGCUGAAGUCUGGUGCCGACGUACUUCCCAACCAAGAUGCGGAGGGGAGUACCAUCGUUCCCAAAAUCAACGUCAACACCGCAAAAAACAUUAAUGUGGGCCACCCUAAUAUGCAUGUUGCAGAUCUGGUGGAGCACUUGCGCAAUCCAAUGUUGGUGCAAGAGCUGGUCGAGAGGCUGCCACCACAAAUGCGAAUGCAGUGGUCUUGGUACAAACGCUCGUUUCCAGACGUCAACCUGGCGACGUUCGGUGAUUUCAUGACGGAGUUAGUGAAGACAGCGACAGAUGUUACGAUGCCCAGAGAUGUUUCAAUGCAGCAGGGCAAGUCUGUCAAAACAGGACGAGAGAAGCAGAAUCUAUACGUCUACACGAAGGCUGAUAACGGCCAAUUAGCAGCAACGAUGACGAAAGAACCGGAGAUUGUAAAGAGGUCGUGCGCUUACUGUUCGGACGACGGUCACGAAGUAGCACGAUGCCCUCAGUUCAAGGCAUUAGAUCUGGAUGGGAGGUGGAAGGCGAUACGAGCAAAGGGGCUUUGCCGAAUAUGUUUGAUUCCGCAUCGCAGGUGGCCGUGCCGUUCGAGCAAGGAGUGUGGAGUAGAUGGUUGCCGUUUUCGUCACAAUGCUUUGCUACAUUCACGGGCAGUGACGGAGUCAGCCGCUGCUCAUCCAAAGCCCAGCGAAAACGUCACGCGACAGAAUCAUCAUUCUGCGACGAAAAUUUCACUGUUUCGCUAUCUACCAGUAACGCUUGAAGCGAACGGAAGAAAGGUCGAAACUUUCGCAUUUCUUGACGAUGGAAGUGAGUCUACGUUGAUGGAGGCCGGACUAGCACAAGAGUUGGACAUCGUCGGCCCCGAAGAAUCUCUCUGGCUUUCCUGGACCGGGAACAUAUCUCGGGAAGAGAAGGGUUCACAACGAAUCUCAGUUGCUAUCUCGGGAACUGGACUCAACAGUCAAUACCAGCUGAGCAACGUACGUACGGUGCAGAAGUUGAAACUACAAGGUCAAUCGUUCCAAUGCUCACUACCUCUAAAGGUGCGAGAAGGCAGAGCCAACGAACCAGUUGCGGCGAAGACGCGGCUUGGCAGGUGCGUGUACGGGAAACAGGUCGACGGUAACAAUGCUGUAACGCGGCUACAUGUGCAUUCAGAGGAACACCGGAACCGUAAGCUGCAUGAGCUGAUGAAGCAGUACUUCAGCAUCGAGGAGGCGGCGGUAGCUACUCCGUUAGAGUCGGAAGAAGAUAAACGGGCUCGCACAAUUCUGGAGAGAACAACAAGAAGAGUCGACGGUUGCUUCGAAACUGGGCUCCUGUGGAAGUAUGACCGACCGUCGUUCCCAAACAACUAUCCACUUGCGGUGCGCAGGAUGCAGUCAUUAGAGAAGCGACUGGCCAAAGAACCAGGCCUCAAAGAACGUGUGAAUGAUCAGAUAGCAGUGUACGAGUCAAAAGGAUACGCCCACCGACUAACACAGGAGGAAGUUGAGACAACAAACCCGGAUCGUGUGUGGUACCUGCCGCUCGGCAUCGUGAGGAACCCGAAGAAGCCACAGAAAAUCCGCCUGAUUUGGGACGCUGCAGCUCGAGUCCACGGCGUUUCGUUCAAUGACAUGCUCAUCAAAGGACCAGACAUGCUGACGUCACUGUUCACGGUUCUGCUACGGUUCCGUCAGCGAUCAGUUGCCGUGUGUGGGGACAUACGAGAGAUGUUCCACCAAGUUCGGAUCAUCCCACAAGACAAGCAGUCGCAGCGGUUCCUCUAUCGUGAUCAUCCAGAUCAGCCCCCUCAGGUCUUCGUCAUGGACGUGGCAACGUUCGGUGCGACGUGUUCGCCGAGCUCCGCACAGUUCGUCAAGAACACUAACGCCCAGAGCUUCGCAUCGCAAUUCCCAAGAGCCGCAGAGGCGAUCGUAAAUGCCCAUUACGUCGAUGACUACCUUGACAGUGUAGAUACGAUCGACGAAGCGGUCAAAUUGGUGAAAGAUAUAAAGUUCGUUCACGCUCAAGGUGGUUUCGACAUCCGGAACUUCUUGUCCAAUUCGGCAGAAGUAUUACAACGUCUGGGCGAGACCGAGAACGUGAAGGAGAAAUCAAUGAUUCUGGAUAAAUUUCCGGAUAUGGAGCGUGUUCUGGGGAUGGUAUGGAAACCAACGGUUGACGUGUUCACCUUUGAUACCACUCUGAAAGAUGAUCUCACGACGCUACUGGUAGCAGGAGACACGCCCACAAAACGACAGGUGUAG